Aspergillus mulundensis is the source of this 1791-nucleotide messenger RNA. RefSeq names its product ESCRT-0 subunit protein HSE1. The transcript has 9 exons. Gene Ontology annotation, molecular function: ubiquitin binding; phosphatidylinositol binding. Bases 1 to 1791 code for a protein of 596 amino acids. Gene Ontology annotation, biological process: protein transport to vacuole involved in ubiquitin-dependent protein catabolic process via the multivesicular body sorting pathway. NCBI's taxonomy places the organism in Eukaryota, Fungi, Ascomycota, Eurotiomycetes, Eurotiales, Aspergillaceae. Gene Ontology annotation, cellular component: ESCRT-0 complex. The record is from RefSeq and is a predicted model, not a curated record.
AUGUUUCGCGCACAGCAGAACGCCUUUGACGACGCAGUCGCCAAGGCAACGGAUGAGAACUUAACAUCUGAGAACUGGGAAUACAUCCUUGAUGUAUGCGAUAAAGUUGGGGCUGAGGAGUCUGGCGCAAAGGACGCUGUUGCCGCCUUGAUCAAACGACUUGCGCAUAGAAAUGCCAACGUCCAGCUGUACACUCUUGAACUGGCCAAUGCACUGGCGCAGAACUGUGGCCCUAAGAUACAUCGCGAGCUUGCGUCGCGAAGCUUCACGGACGCUCUUCUGCGUCUUGCUGGCGACAGGAAUACCCAUCAGCAGGUGAAGUCCAAGAUUCUGGAGCGUAUGGAGGAUUGGACAGAGAUGUUCGCUAGCAACCCAGACUUCGGUAUUAUGGAACAGGCUUUUAUGAAACUGAGGACUCAAAACCCGAACAUACAACCUCCGUCGAAGCCUGGGAAGCGGGAAAUCACCGACGUAGAUCGCCAGAAGGAAGAAGAGGAGCUACAAAUGGCGCUUGCUCUUUCUAUAAGGGAGAAACCGGCUUCAGCACCCCAGCCGCAGGCGGAGAGAAGUAGCUCGGGCUCAGCUCCGGCCAACCAAACACAAGCUGCGCCUGCUGGGCCCGUCCCUUCAGGUACUUCCGCUGCUACUGUUUCCAGAGUCCGAGCUUUGUAUGACUUUCAACCGUCUGAGUCCGGAGAAUUACAAUUUCGAAAGGGUGAUGUCAUUGCCGUCCUCGAGUCCGUGUAUAAGGACUGGUGGAAGGGUUCGUUGAGAGGUCAGACCGGAAUCUUUCCGCUCAAUUACGUGGAAAAGCUCCCUGAUCCUACCGUUGAGGAACUUCAGAGGGAAGCUCAAAUGGAGGGAGAGGUGUUCGGCCAGAUCAAGAAUGUCGAGAAGCUGUUGACUCUUUUAAGCACCCGCAACUCGGAGCUCAAUGUUCAGGAGAAUGAGGAAAUCACGAAUCUUUACAACUCGACAUUAUCGAUCCGCCCCAAGUUGAUUGAGCUGAUUGGAAAAUAUUCCCAGAAGAAAGAUGAGUUCACCCAGCUCAACGAGAAGUUUAUCAAAGCGCGGAGGGAUUAUGAAUCACUCCUGGAGGCUUCUAUGGCUCAGCCUCCACAGCAUCAGUAUGGCCGCCCCGGUCAGACUCAGUACGGAUAUCCAGGCUCUGGGGCACCAGCAGGCUUUCCCCAAGGCCCACCGCAGCAGCAUGAUCCUCAAAGAUACUUCAGUCCUCGACCGCCAGACAGUCAACCCAAUGCCUCCUACUAUCCCCCAGCCACACAAUCGCCCGGCCCCGGACAGACGCCCCCAGCGGGGCCAUAUCAGCAGCAACACCCGCAGCCGCAGCAGGCCCAGCCAGACUCAUUCCAGCCGGUCCAUCAUCGCCCUGAGUCGACCUUUGACCAUCCACAAGAGCUGGGAACAUCUGUCUACGACUCGCCCGUGGAACGACUACAGUACCCCCCUGGACCCCCUGGAGGCCAGCCGCACUAUCAGCCGCCUCCGCAACAAACGCCGCAGCCAGAUUUCUCAUCUUCCGUAUACCCCCAAGAUAAUGCACACAACCCACCAAAUGGCCCGAAUUCAGUGAAUCAAUCCCAACCUCCUUACCCCGCAACUCCAGUCACUCAACCCCCGCCGCCCACGCAGCAACCUCCGCCUGUACCGGGCGCAGCAUCAGGGUCUGCGCCCUAUCCAUCAGCAAGUCCCGGAGCCGGCAACUACCAGGCAUACAAGCCGUCACAAGGAGGCAUACCCAGCCAUAACCCGGCUGCGUUCUAUCAGUAG